AUGUUCUCUUUAGCUUCUUCUGUAAGUAAUUAUUUUAGCAUGAGUGACAAGGAAGCCAACCUCGAGAAGUCGAUUUUCUCAUUACCCCAGGAAACCUUAGACAAGGUUCAGGGUAACCCAGCCAAAGUACUUGAAUUGAUUGAAGAACACUGUCCAGUUGCUAUGUUUCUUGGACGUGAAAAAGCAGAAAUCAUCAGAAAGGAAUUAACGAAAAGAAAGAAAUCUUCAAGUACAACUACUGAACCAUUGCUCUUCGCGGAGUUGGGCUGUUACAUGGGUUACUCUGCCCUUCUUUUGACCCAUUUACUUGAAUUAGACUCACCCAACGCAAACCCCAAAUCUAAAUACUAUUCCUUCGAAAUCAGUGAAAAGUUUGCAUCAAUUGCUCGUAAAUUCGUUAAACUUGCUGGAUUGGAAGAUAGAGUAGAGAUAAUUGUAGGACCAGCAGCAGAUACGUUAGUCGAAUUCGAGCAAAGAAUAAGAAAGGAAAACGACGGUAAAUAUACUCCUUUCGACUUUGUAUUAAUUGAUCACAGGAAGGAUCUUUACGUUCCAGAUCUUAGAAUCUUGGAAUCUUUGAAUUUGGUGGCACCUGGUACAGUCUUGGUUGGUGACAAUAUUAUUAGACCUGGAGCUCCGGAGUACCACGCAUAUGUGAACAUGACACCAGAAGAGAAGAGAGAGUACAACUAUGCAAACCCUAGUAUACACGGUAACAGCUUCAAUGGGAGAUGGAAUCUUGUGUAUGUGACUCAGAGCUUCGAAAGUGGCGGAUAUCACGGCCCUGGUUUAGACCAGAUCGAUGUGACUGAGUGUGUCGACUUCCUCAAUGGUUGA
This is a messenger RNA of Dujonia railenensis, 837 nucleotides long. NCBI's taxonomy places the organism in Eukaryota, Fungi, Ascomycota, Pichiomycetes, Serinales, Debaryomycetaceae. The record is from the annotation of a GenBank genome assembly.